Molecule: messenger RNA, 1315 nt
Organism: Daucus carota subsp. sativus
Lineage: Eukaryota; Viridiplantae; Streptophyta; Magnoliopsida; Apiales; Apiaceae
Product: CBBY-like protein
Exons: 8
Coding region: 199-1158 (319 amino acids)
Molecular function (GO): hydrolase activity
Source: RefSeq, a predicted model, not a curated record
AUCACCAACUAAUCACAUCUCUGUUGUGGCUGUCUUUGUAUACUGAUAAGUUUCUCUAUCUAGCUUCAUCAUACAAACACCAUUAAAUUUCCAGACACACAAAAUAAAUAAAAACACACACACACACACACUUGCUUAAAAAUGGUAGCUCAAAAUUAAUCUCGCACCUCAAAAAAAAAAAAAAAAACCUUUACUUCAAUGGCAUCAAUAAUCAUUUCUCCCACUUCAUCAUCACUAACUGUGAUUUCCCGCGAAAAAGGUAGUGAUUCAAAAUGCAAAUUCAACACACACCCAAGAAUUCUAGCAGCUUGUUUUGUAAAGGGUAGUCGAAAAAUAAGCCAAAAGGGUAGUGAAAGAUGCAGCAUUUACAAGACUAGUGUGAGAAAUGGAGUAAUGUGCUCAGCUGCAGCUGCUUCUGUGCUUCCCUCAGCUCUUUUAUUUGAUUGUGAUGGUGUUCUUGUCGAUACCGAGAAGGACGGUCAUCGCAUUUCUUUUAAUGAUACUUUUGCAGAGAAGGAAUUGGGUGUUACAUGGGAUGUUGAUUUGUACGGAGAGUUGCUCAAAAUUGGCGGUGGUAAAGAAAGGAUGACCGCUUAUUUUAAUAAGACAAAGUGGCCAGAAAAGGCUCCAAAGAGUGAAGAAGAACGGAAGGAUUUUAUUGCUUCACUUCACAAGCGAAAGACGGAGCUGUUUAUGGUCCUCAUUGAGAAGAAGUUGCUGCCUCUACGGCCUGGUGUUGCAAAAUUAAUCGAUCAGGCAUUUGCAAAAGGAGUAAAAGUUGCUGUGUGCAGUACUUCUAAUGAGAAGGCGGUGUCUGCUAUAGUUUCAUUUCUCCUGGGGCCUGAGAGAGCCGAAAAAAUCCAGAUCUUCGCUGGGGAUGUGGUUCCUCGUAAAAAGCCUGAUCCAGCUAUUUAUAACUUAGCAGCCAGCACCCUUGAGGUUGAUCCAUCAAGCUGUGUUGUUGUUGAAGAUAGUGCCAUAGGUCUUGCAGCUGCCAAAGCCGCUGGAAUGAAGUGUAUUGUAACAAAGAGUGGUUACACAGCAGAUGAGGACUUCCUAAAUGCAGAUGCAGUUUUCGAUUGCAUUGGGGAUCCCCCAGAAGAAAGGUUUGACCUGGCAUUCUGUGAAAGUCUUCUUCAGAAGCAGUUCGUCAAUUAGCUUGUAUAGCAUUGUAUCAUUCACCCAAGUUGUUCCACUUGUAUCAUAUACAAUACUCAGUGUUUACAAUUUAGCCAUCUGACUGUAACGUACAGCUUGUAUUCAAGAAGGCGACAGAUGUUUUACAAUUUUAUACCAUCUUCUACGAGUUGCUUCA